This is a messenger RNA of Leishmania braziliensis MHOM/BR/75/M2904, 1083 nucleotides long. RefSeq lists its product as hypothetical. Lineage: Eukaryota; Euglenozoa; Kinetoplastea; Trypanosomatida; Trypanosomatidae. The record is from RefSeq and is a predicted model, not a curated record. The coding region runs from base 1 to 1083 and encodes 360 amino acids. The transcript has a single exon.
AUGCACAGCCGCAUUGCGAAUGGUCUCUUCCAGGUCGCCAGUCAGUUUAACCUGCUUGAGUUUUCGUCCUCGGAGGUGACACCGGAGCACGGAGUGCGUCACUACGCGCACGAUCGGACCCAGGGGCCGGCGUGUGCGACGGCGUGCAUGGGCGGUACCGCCUAUCGUAACUACCUACUGCAUCCAGAUUUUUUUGGGUUCACCAGUGCCGCGUCGGUCACAGAAAAUGCCGAUGAGGCUACCCGGGGACAGCAAGCGGAUCACCAGGUGAACAUGCUGAACGACCUCGUCGAGUACCUUACCCGUGCGCGCAGCAGUGACAAUGCCGCUACUGCGGCAGGAUCCACCGAUUCGACUGCUUGCAGCGUGCCGGCGCUGCCACGAGAGCACUUCUUCACGAUCCGCAACGGGUAUUUUUUUAAGAAGCCGCCAAUCUCCACGCUGAGCGCUCGAUUACAGCGCAUCGCGGCUGCCGAAGGGAUCUCGAUUGCGGAUGUGGAGGAAGAGUUGGUAUCACGCCUCCGCAUCGGGCUGGUUGAAGACGCCACCGUGACACUGUCUCUGCAUGGUGAGCUUGUCCCUCGCGUUCGUGCGCCGUGCCAACUCGGUGAUCAAGCGGGGGGGAAAGUCGCGUGCAGGUUGGGUGCAGAUGUGGCUGCCGCGGUGAAAGUCCAUAAUGUGACUCAAACGUACAACAGCGCCUUGAGUCUGCCAUCUCAAGUUCACUGCACACUCUUGGAGUGGAACAACAUAGCCGCUCUCUCCCGCAUCAUCUUGCGCGGCACCUACGAGGCCACACUCCUGGCCGGCGUGCAACACACCCUCCGUGAAUUGGAGCGGCAGGCCACCUUCGCUGACGCGUCUUCGCCCACGACACCGGCCUUCUCACUGCCGCCAAUCUUUCUCACCAAGGUGGGCGGUGGUGUCUUUAGGAACGACGCGGAGUGGAUUGCGUCUGGUAUUGCGUCGGCGGUGUACCGCGUAGCCGCGCUCAGCGUACCGCUUGACGUGCGACUCGUGCACUUUCGAAAGGUAGACGAGUACUACGUGAACUACUUUCCAUCGUGGCCCGUGCUGGACUAA